Onychostoma macrolepis is the source of this 2862-nucleotide messenger RNA. Its product is annotated as cytochrome P450 2K1-like. Gene Ontology annotation, molecular function: iron ion binding; oxidoreductase activity, acting on paired donors, with incorporation or reduction of molecular oxygen, reduced flavin or flavoprotein as one donor, and incorporation of one atom of oxygen; heme binding. The record is from RefSeq and is a predicted model, not a curated record. Gene Ontology annotation, biological process: xenobiotic metabolic process. The transcript has 12 exons. Gene Ontology annotation, cellular component: cytoplasm; intracellular membrane-bounded organelle. The coding region runs from base 585 to 2192 and encodes 535 amino acids. Lineage: Eukaryota; Metazoa; Chordata; Actinopteri; Cypriniformes; Cyprinidae.
UGAAUACAAUUAAAUACGCUGUGUUUUCUGCCAACUGGCAACCCGCGGUGCCGAAAUACUGUAUAAACUACUAUAAUACUGGGUAAACUGGCAGUGGGGGGGUUUCACAAACCAUAACAAACACAGACAUUCCGGGCCGAAUGCACAUUUUCAAAGGAGAAUAACUGACUGUAGCAUUAUUUUUCAGAUAAACAAGUGUGUUAACUUAGCAUGUUUCUUAAAUAUCUGCAAACAUAUUAUGGUAUUUCUAUGCUUUAGUAGAGUCAAAAUCCUACAUACAGCACCUUUAACCUUUUCAGUGGUGAGUUUAAAAUAUUCCAGCAGUCCCCCCAGAGUGAGUUUUUUUUAGGCGACCGUUAUUUUAGAACGUUUCCCCUUAAUGUUUCCAUGGCGACGCGUCAUGAUUGUCACGUGACACACCGCGCCCACAAUAACACUGUAUGACAGAUGUAUCGCUUUUAUUUCGUUUUUCCUUUUUUAUUCAAAAUAUUCAUAAACUUGCUUACCAUAUAAUCAACUAUCUGAUAUUCCGAUUCACAAAUAUGUGCAAAUGAGUGUGUUUUAUCGUUUAAAAACAGUUCUAAAUGAUCUUGAUCGUGAUCUGUAAUGUGAUAUGGGCGCCGCCAUGUUUGUUCGCGCUGCAGUUCAGAGAGUCCUAUCAGUCAGAUUUAUAUCACGUAAAUUCAUCAAUUUCUCGCAAAAUACAUGCAAUUACGCUACUGGGUGCUUUGCUAUUGUUAUUGGUCGUAUGUCGGCUUUCCUCAGAGUACAAAUCUCAGAAAGAAGGGAAAGAGCCACCGGGACCCAAACCACUGCCGCUGCUGGGGAACCUGCUGACUCUUGACCUCACGAGACCCUUUGACAGCCUUUGUGAGCUCUCUAAAACCUAUGGGAACAUAUUCCAAGUGUUUUUGGGACCUAAAAAAGUUGUGGUAUUAGUUGGACACAAAACUGUUAAAGAGGCUCUUGUGAACUAUGCGGAUGAGUUUGGAGAGCGAGAUAUUACACCUGGUUUUAGGAUACUUAAUGAUGGUCAUGGGAUCCUCUUUUCCAAUGGAGAAAGCUGGAAAGAGAUGCGACGCUUUGCUCUCAGCAACCUGCGGGACUUUGGGAUGGGCAAGAGAGGAAGUGAAGAGAAAAUCAUAGAGGAAAUUGAGUAUCUGAAAGGAGAGUUUGAUAAGUUUGAAGGGAAACCCUUCAACACGACACAACCUGUGAACUACGCUGUGUCAAACAUCAUCUCAUCGAUCGUGUACGGCAGCAGAUUUGAAUACACAGACCCUCAAUUCACUGCAAUGGUCGACAGAGCAAACGAAAAUGUUCGUGUUAGUGGAUCGGCAUCUAUGAUGCUAUACAACAUAUUUCCAUGGUUGGGUCUGUUCCUGAACAGCAAAAGGAUUAUUGUAAGGAAUUUGUUGAAAAAUAGAGCACAAAUUGUGAAGUUGAUUGCUGGACUGCAGGAGACACUGAAUCCACACGACCGCAGAGGGUUUGUCGACUCCUUUCUCAUCCGCAAACAGAACGAAGAGGUACAGCAAUCGGGCAAGAAGGACUCACACUUUCACCAUGAUAAUCUUCUCAUGACGGUGGGAAAUCUCUUUGUCGCUGGUACUGACACCACAGGAACGACCCUGCGCUGGGGUUUGAUGCUUAUGGCCAAAUACCCUCAUAUACAGGAUCGCGUUCAGCAGGAGAUUGACAGAGUGAUCGGUGGACGUCAGCCAGUGGUGGAAGACAGAAAGAAAUUACCGUAUACAGAUGCCGUGAUCCAUGAAACUCAGAGAAUGGCUAACAUUGUACCCAUGAAUCUCCCUCAUAUGACCAGCUGUGAUGUUACCUUUAAUGGAUACUUUAUCGAAAAGGGCACCACUGUAGUUCCUCUGCUGACGUCUGUUUUGAAGGAUCCAAGUGAAUGGGAAAAACCAAACAGCUUUUACCCAGAACACUUCCUUGAUGAGAAGGGCCAGUUCGUCAAGAGAGAUGCUUUCAUGCCCUUUUCUGCAGGACGCAGGGUUUGUCUUGGAGAGAGUUUGGCCAGGAUGGAGCUCUUCCUGUUCUUCACCUCCUUUCUUCAGAGCUACCGCUUCACGACUCCACCUGGAGUGUCUGCAGAUGAUCUGGAUCUCAAAGGAAUAGUUGGAGUUACAUUAAAUCCUUCGCCACACAAGUUGUGUGCGAUCAGAUGUUCCUGAUACUUGACAAUCAAAACAUAUUUGACCUAAUUUUAAAUAAGAAUUUGCAUGAUUUGAUGAGAAAAUGCACAAAAUGUCUCAGAGAGACGAAAAUGAACCUCCAGGGGCCAAAACCGUUGCCACUUUUGGGAAAUCUGAUAUUUUUAGAUAUCAGCAAACCACACUUGAGCCUGUGUGAGAUGGGGUUCAGGAGGGGAUUGACCAAAUGAUCGGUGGACGGCAACCGGUAACAGAGGACAGGAAGAACUUACCGUAUACAGACGCUGUGAUUCAUGAACCCAGAGAUUUGCAAACAUAGCACCCAUGAGUAUCCCUCAUAUGACCAGCUGUGAUGUUCACUUCAAUGGCUACUUUUUUAAAGUUUAGCGUACUGUAAAAUAAUAUAAAAAACAGAACCAGUUCCUAGUGAAAAUGCAAUUUUCCCCUACAUUACCCCAUUCCACCAAAGUAUAAUAAAAUAAUAUAUAAAAAUGCACAUAAAUACAUUUCCAUUUUUGUGAGAAACAUUAAGACGUGAUGUUUUUCCUUGAGCAGGGCACGUGUGUAUUUCCACUUCUAAUGUCUGUACUGUGGGAUGAGGAUGAAUGGGAAACACCUCACACUUUUAACCCCAAACACUUCCUGGAUGAGCAUGGCCGAUUUGUGAAGAGAGACGCCUUCCUGCCCUUCU